ACAAACCACAGAUGACGUUGCAGUUCAUCCACUUGUCUCUUCCGCCUUCAUCUUACUAUGUUCAUGGCAAUUGUUUGUCCAUUGUGUCCCGCUCAACGACUCACUAAUCGCCAUAAAUAAUUGACCGUUUGUUCGUUAACAAAACAUUUACUACAAACAAUAUGAAUGCGGCUGUCGACAACACCACACUCUGUCUUUUCGAUGUGGACGGAACGCUAACUGCCGCGCGACAGAAAGUUACUCCAGGAAUAGAGGAGUUCCUGCAGCGUUUGCGGGGACGUGUCCGGGUCGGCGUAGUGGGGGGGUCUGACUUCACGAAGAUCAGAGAACAACUUGGAGAUGAUGUUUUACAGAAGGUGGACUAUGUGUUUGCUGAGAACGGAUUGGUAGCCUAUAAGAAUGGAGAGCUUUUGGCAGUACAGAGUAUUCAGGCAUACAUGGGAGAGGAUCUUCUCCAAGACUUCAUCAACUUUUGCCUUAACUACUUGGCCAAAAUAAAACUACCAAGGAAGAGGGGGACAUUUAUAGAGUUCCGCAAUGGAAUGAUGAACGUGUCUCCUGUGGGCCGAAGCUGUAGUCAGGAGGAGAGAAUAGAGUUCUACGAGCUGGAUAAAAAAGAACGAAUCAGAGAGAAGUUUGUAGCUGUUCUUCAGGAGGAGUUUAAAGGCAAAGGACUGACUUUCUCUAUAGGCGGUCAGAUCAGUUUUGAUGUGUUCCCAGACGGCUGGGACAAGCGUUACUGUCUGGGUCUACUAGAGAAAGACUCAUAUAAAACCAUUCACUUCUUUGGAGAUAAAACUACACCUGGGGGAAACGACUAUGAGAUCUUCGCUGACCCCAGAACAAUAGGACAUCAGGUCACCUGCCCUGAGGAGACACAGCACAUCUGUCAAGAACUAUUUUUCAACUGACGCGCAUACAGGGACAUGAUAGUGAGCCCAGUGCUGUGUCAGAUGACCAGAGAAUGACACAAUGCUGUGCCAGAUGACAAGAGAAUGACACAAUGCUUAUGUGGUUCUGUGUUUAGGUAAUGGUUAUUGUCCAUACUUGUUGGUUAUAAGAUUUACUUUGUUUUAACCAUCCUUGUGACUGUGGAAGACAGAACAUUUUCGCAGUAAAAACCUCUUCAAUCA
Esox lucius (northern pike) is the source of this 1133-nucleotide messenger RNA. It is a transcript of the gene pmm2, whose product is annotated as phosphomannomutase 2. NCBI's taxonomy places the organism in Eukaryota, Metazoa, Chordata, Actinopteri, Esociformes, Esocidae. Gene Ontology annotation, molecular function: phosphomannomutase activity. Gene Ontology annotation, cellular component: cytosol. The record is from RefSeq and is marked provisional. Gene Ontology annotation, biological process: mannose metabolic process; protein N-linked glycosylation; GDP-mannose biosynthetic process.